UUUAGUUAUUAUUAUGGAUCCAAGGCAGACAUUUAAAAUGUUUUAUCGAGAUUUGAGAGAUAAUGAAAAAUAGCCACGUAUAUUUUGCAUAUUUUUGCAUUCAUAACGAAGAUUGGCUCAAUUAAGAGACUGUGACAUUAAAAUUUAAUUAUAAUUUUACGAUAAAAUAACCUAAUAAAGUGUCAAAUAGUGAUAAUACUUGUGGGUAGCUAUUCAAAUUUUACAUUUUAUAUUUGAAAGUAUAUAAACUUGCUUGGUGUUUCUUGUCAAAACGAGCGGAAAAUGCCUUUUUUUUUCUUUCGCGCGCAAUGAAAUGUGACCGUACGCGUUAAAUCGAAGCUGGUACAUAAAUCGCAUAAAAACUUAUCAAAAUAUCGCCAUUGGCAACCGUUCUGUCAACAUUCAAAACCAAUUUUUGUUUACGACUGACAAGUUGGCACUUAGAGGCUGUGAUGUUAUUGAAUCAAUCAGAAAAGCAAUGGGUAAUUGUUUUGGAUUAUUUCGGCGCAGCGGCGUUAGGCGGCAGAUCGUUCUAAUACUAAUAGGCUUAGACAACGCGGGCAAAACGAAAACUGUGAAUAACUUAGUCGGCGAUAAAGAUGACAAAGUUUUACCUACGAUCGGUUUUAAAGCUGUAAAUCUGGUGCAUAAGGACACGCCUGUGACUAUAUACGAUUUGGGCGGUGGGCCGAAUUUUCGACAAAUAUGGCCACAGUAUUACAGUGAAGUGCACGGGGUUAUAUUUGUUAUUGAUUCAAGCGAUUGUUCGCGUUUGGACGAAUGCAGAAGUGUGCUUGAAGAUGUUUUGUCGCACGACAGAAUAUCUGGUAAGCCCGUGCUUGUAUUGGCCAACAAACAGGACAAGACCGGCGCCCUAGACGACAUCGACGUUGUAGAGAAACUUAACAUCGAACCACUGGUCAAUAGAUACCGAUGUCCGACUCUAGUCGAAUCGUACACAGCUAAUAUCGAUACGAAAUCGAAAAAGUUGAAGAUCGACCCCGGCCUCCGGAAAGGUUACCACUGGCUUCUGAACUACAUAAUCCGACGCUACGGCGACAUCAAUUUGAGAGUACAAACCGACAUCCACGCAGAUCUGGAGAGACGGAAACGGAUGCUCAACAAAGCUUCGAACACGAACUCACAGAUGAGCAACAGCGACGACAUCGCAACCCAAACGGGCUUCGAAAAUCCGAAUUACGACUUAACGAAAUCGAUUAAUAACACCGAGAUAAUAAUCGUCAAACCGAUCAAUCACAAUCAGAACAGCAUCGAUUCUACAAUAACCGUUGAGAGUAUCGAUAAUUCGGAAUCGACUAGCUGCGGUAAGCCGAAGUUGUCGCCAUUAUUCGGUCGUGCCAGUAACAGCCCUGCAACGGAUAUCGUUAAAAUUGAAUUGGAGCCCAAGAGCGCGUUCAGGAAGCUGUCGCCGAUCGUGAGGAACAAAAGCGGCGGGAAUCAACACAUGGAUUUCAAGAAUCGACCUCAGUCGAGUCCCACUUUAAAGAAGAUUAAGACCGAGCCCCACAGCAAGAACUCUUCGAUGGUCGAAGACAAGUCGGACACAUCGUACGUUGGCGACGGGAACCGCACCUGGGACGGUGCAAUGGUGAACCACAGCCGGAUACUAGUCAAUGCCGCAGAACUAGCUCAGACGCAGAGGGAAGUCGUGCUAAACGAUCGUGAUUACACAACGAAAUCGGAGGUAGCGCUGCAGCCGCUAACAUUACCCAUGUCCACCCGGCCGGCCUCCGCCUCCUUGCUGGUCAGGAGACAACUAGAACUGUCGGGACAGCACAAACGGAGACUCAGCUUGCGAUACAUGCAACGCAAUAAGACCAGCCCGGAACGUAUCUCCAUGCUUAUAUAUGAACCGAGUAAGGUUCAACAGCGGCAUUUAGACAAAGGGGACUUUGAGCACACGACAACAAUUAAUUGAAGAUGGAACUUCGAGAAACUUCAAAUAAAUUUUAACAGGGUAGAUAAUAAUGUACAAGAAUAGAAAUUGUUGGAAAAAUAUUGAAUUUUGAAAUUAAAUUUGUAAUUUUAUAUGCGAAAGAUUUAGCCUGUAACUAGCUAACUAGUCUAAGUUGCUAGAAAAUUUGAUGGAAUAAUGUCAUUAUUUUGAUUCGAAAAUGAAAUUGAUUUGCUUUUGGUUUUGAACUAACGUGCAUUGUGUUUACGAGUGCUCAGAGCUAGUGGACUACCAAGCUUCAAUGGAUCACUCUUAAGAAUACAUCUUUUCACAUACAAAUUAGUGAUGGGUGUUAUUGAUCAGUCUCUAAAGAGAAAAGUCUUGUGAAGUAAUCAUAAAAAUACAAAGUCUUGAUUGUGUGGCCAAACCCGCAGCUUAUACAACUUUUUUGGAGCCAAAAGUUAAGUAAGUUAUCUAC
Messenger RNA from Bombyx mandarina (wild silkworm), 2393 nucleotides. RefSeq names its product ADP-ribosylation factor-like protein 13B. The record is from RefSeq and is a predicted model, not a curated record. NCBI's taxonomy places the organism in Eukaryota, Metazoa, Arthropoda, Insecta, Lepidoptera, Bombycidae.